AUGGAUUCAAGUUCUUCAAUGGCCAGUGAAUGUUAUGAUGAUCAGAUAAAAAUGAAAAGGAUUGAUGCAAUCAAACAGAUGUUUCAUGCCUUUGCCAAUAGGAGUAUGGCUUAUAAUUUUCAUCAUGUUAUCGGUCUUGUCAGAUUUGGUGGGAAGAUUGAAAUACUUCACACGUUCACAGAGAUUUUUGAAACCUUUAAGGAAUACAUAGAUAAUCUUGAGGCAAAAGGAUGUACAAAACUAUAUGAUGCUUUGGAUUACAGCAUCAAGGAACUCAAGGGGAUUAAACAACAAUUUCCUGAAUGCAGCCUUCGAAUUCUAUGUCUCACUGAUGGAAAUGAUGUUGGUUCCUCAAGCAACCCAGUGCAAACUGCUGUCAAACUAAUUGAUUCCAAAAUUGUUGUUGACUCAGUCAUUAUUGGAGAAGUGGAAAAUUAUGUGUUGCAUGGAAUUAGCAAUGUGACUGGAGGCUGUUGUUUUAAACCAUCAUCAAGUGAAAAUGCAUUAAAAAUUUUUGAAAUGGAAACAGUAUUAUCUAUGAAGGACAGGAAACCAAAAAGAAAAUAUGAGGCAUCAUCCAUCUCGACGCUGAAUCAUUUAACAGGUAUCUUUGCCAAAUAUGGCUAUGAUAACCAUCCAGAGGCUGAGCUCCCCAAGGAAAUUAAUGGCAAAAUGACACUGGCACACAAAGUUGUAAAGAAAAAAAGCAAGGAUUUCAAAACAGGAAAAGUGAUGGAGAAGGACAGACGAAUUAUUGAAGAACUCAGGAGUCUCCACUGCUCCCCACAUCCUUAUUACAAAGUGUUUCCAAGUGAAACUGAUAUGACUUUUUGGCAGAUUCUUCUACUUGGCCCACCUGAUACACCAUAUGAGAACGGUGUCUUCCUUCUGUACUGCAAGUUUGAAGAUGAAUACCCCCAGAAACCUCCCCUUGUGAGGUUUAUCACACCAAUAUACCACUGCAAUGUGAACAGUGUGGGGCGCAUUUGUCACCAAAUAUUUGAUCGGAAUUAUUCUGCUCAUAUAACAAUGAAAGAGGUCUUGGAAGCUGUUUAUGGACUUCUGAUUGCACCUGAACCAGAGGAUCCGUUGGACAGCAUUUUGGCUGAGGAAUAUUUGUCCAGCAAAGGAAAGUAUCUGGAACAGGCCAGGAAGACAACAGCUGAUUAUGCUAGUACAUCACUGGAGGACAUGGAGAAGAAAUUAGUGGACAUGGACCUGGCAGAUGAUAAUGCCCCUUCUCAUCUGGUUUGUAAACUGACAAAAAAGAUGUUUGAUGAUCCGGUGAAAACCCCAUAUGGAAAUAUUUACGAGUGCAGAGCCAUCGAGAAACAUUUGAAACUGAGAAAUGUUGACCCUUCAAACAAUAAACCCCUCUGUCAAGCUGAGCUCAAGCCAAGCCUUGAAAUGAGAAGAAUGGUGGAACAAUACAGAAGGAAUCAGAUUAAAGAAACUGCACUGUAA
Molecule: messenger RNA, 1464 nt
Organism: Lepisosteus oculatus (spotted gar)
Lineage: Eukaryota; Metazoa; Chordata; Actinopteri; Semionotiformes; Lepisosteidae
Source: RefSeq, a predicted model, not a curated record